AUGGUUUGUUCUAGUCUCGAUGGCGCCGGCUGCAGACGGGGCCAAGUCGGGCAAUGGAGGACAAGACAGAGGCCAUUUACGUUUAAUGAGAUUGUUCUGAGGAACAGGUUGACGGCUCUUGUCAUUAAUGGUGACAAUUUUUGCCGGUUGCUGCAACAAGGAAUUCUUCAAGCUCAUGGACUUGAAACUGUCAACAACGGCGACGCUGCGAUCGAGCUCAUUGCCUCGGGUGCGAAAUUCGACCUUAUCCUCAUCGACAUGCUUCUUCCCAUUCUUGACGGCCUUGAGGCUACGAGGCGGAUUCGUGCAAUGGGGGUGACUUGCAAGAUGAUGGGGGUUCAUCUAGAAGCCUCUAGGACCUGA
Hibiscus syriacus is the source of this 363-nucleotide messenger RNA. RefSeq names its product two-component response regulator 24-like. Bases 1 to 363 code for a protein of 120 amino acids. The transcript has 3 exons. NCBI's taxonomy places the organism in Eukaryota, Viridiplantae, Streptophyta, Magnoliopsida, Malvales, Malvaceae. Gene Ontology annotation, biological process: phosphorelay signal transduction system. The record is from RefSeq and is a predicted model, not a curated record.